GAGUCCAAGAUGCUGCAUCCAAACCAUGAGUCCAACCAUGGAGAGCCCUUCAGGACCUUCAGUGGGUUGCUUUUCCUCGUUCUGAUGCAGCCUUUUGGAGCGCUGUCAGAGUUGAUUUGUUCACAUCAACCAAUCGUGGCCCUGGUUGGUGAUGAUGUCAUUCUGCGGUGUUACCUUGAACCUAACAUCAGUGCCAGUUCUGAGACAGUGGUGUGGACCAAACCUGGUUUGGACCCAGAGUACAUCCAUGUUCACCAAGAUGGACGACUGUUGUAUCAGCUUCAAAAUCCUUCUCAUCAUAAUCGUACAAGUCUGUUUGUGGAGGAACUGACGAAUGGAAACGUCUCCCUGAAAAUCUUCAGGGUGAAAAUCUCUGAUGCAGGAAAAUACUUUUGCAUCCUUCCAUCAAUACACGAGGCAGCUUCCAUCCAACUCACUGUUGGUGCUGUCUCCACGCCCAUCAUAGAGGUUACCUUAAAUAAGAGUGGAAGUGCAGUGUUACAGUGUGAGUCUGCAGGCUGGUAUCCAGAGCCUGAGGUGCUCUGGCUGCACGGUGAGGGAACGCUCUUCUCUGCUGGACCUACAGAGACCGUCAGAGGUCCUGAUGACCUCUAUACCGUCAGCAGCAGAGUGACUGUGGUGAAGGGACACGGCAACAACUUCAUCUGUAGAGUCCAACAGCAGAACAUCAACCAGGCCAGAGAGACACACAUCCAUGUUCCAGAUCACUUCACGGUUCAGUCCUCUUUUGACUGGAUUUGGAUCAUCGUCCUUCUUUUUUGCAUUGUUGCUUUGCUGUUCAUUAUCAGACUGAUCAAGAACAGACUCAAGAGGUAACAGGAAGCUACAGCUGAGAAUUUAAGGCUGACAGUCCAGAGUCAUCCAGACUGACCAGACAAAUGGAUGAACUGGAGAACCAGGGAGCAACUGGGGAAGGAAGAGAGACUGCAGACCAACAUGAAAAUAGAAAGGCAGAACAAACAAACAAAUAAGCUACGAAAGACAGAAACAACAAGAAAACAUUACAUAGCAUAGCAUUACAAAAAAGAAGGGGAAAAAAAUGUAAAGUGUGAAAAUGGAGGAGACACUUCAGCCUGUGAGGAAGAUGGUGUUGUAGGAAUUUCUGAAAUAAAGUGAAUUCAACAACAACAUCUCUUUCAGAGUUUUAUUGCAAUAUUCAAACAGACAUUUGCAAAUGGAUUCUCCACCUGAGAGAACGCCUUUACAAACCUGAGUCACCUGACAAUGACACCUAAACAGUGCUGGUAAUGGUAGCUUGAACACUUUCACGCAAAGAUAAACAAAUAAAAGUUUCGCCCUGUGUUCUCAUCUUUCUGUUGUGCUUCUUUAGUUUCUUAUUUUCACGCGUUUAAUGUUCUAUGGAAAACUACACGAACACAGCAAAUUUUAACAUUUCUUCUUCUGUUGGCACACAGGAAUCAAGAGGAAACGGGAAGCUACAACUGAGAAUUUAAAGCUGACAGUCCAGAGUCAUCCAGACUGACUGGACAAAUGGAUGAACUGGAGAACCAGGGAGCAACUGGGGGAGGAAGAGAGACUGCAGACCAACAUGAAAAGAGAAAGGCAGAACAAACAAAUAAGCUACGAAAGACAAAAACAACUAAACAUUACAUAGCAUUACAAAAAUGGAAAUUACUCAAGUAAAGUUCAAAUACCUCAGAAUUGUAUUUAAGUACAGCACUUAAUAUAUAUACACAACAAAUGCACUGAUUUACUUUCCACCACUGGUUGUAUGUUACACUAAGCUGCUAAACUAUUGUGUAGCUUUAAAAAUAAAAACAGUCAUCAGAGA
Molecule: messenger RNA, 1813 nt
Organism: Siniperca chuatsi (mandarin fish)
Lineage: Eukaryota; Metazoa; Chordata; Actinopteri; Centrarchiformes; Sinipercidae
Product: butyrophilin subfamily 1 member A1-like
Exons: 5
Coding region: 10-837 (275 amino acids)
Source: RefSeq, a predicted model, not a curated record